AUGGAUGACUACAUCAGUUGUGACGUCGGAGACCUCAGUGCGCUCCUGCGGGAUGACGACGCCAGCGAGAAGAGCAUGAAGGAGUUUCUUCAUCAAAACGGCAUCAUAGAAAAGUACAAUCAGGAGGGAAAUGAAAAGGGGGGGAUGUACUCAGACACAGAAGAAGUGUUAUCUGCGAAACAGGAGAAGAAUACACUAGUACACAAAAAGAUACCUGUGAAGAUUCACAAUAUAAUAGCCUCAGCCAAUCUUUCUUUAGACAUUGAUUUGCGCUUAGUGGCCAUAUCCAUACGCAACGCAGAGUAUAACCCAAGCAAGAUUAACACCCUGAUUGUUAGACUGAACAAACCCAAGUGCACUGUUCUCAUUUUUAAGAGUGGAAGACUUAUGUUAACUGGCACAAAGAGCAAAGCGGAUGCCAUUUAUGGCUGUAAAAAAAUUGGCAAAAUAAUUAAGCUGGUAACAAAUGAGUGUGUAAAGCUGGAAGGGUUUAACAUAGAGAAUAUCAUCGCUAGUGCUGACUGCAAUAUGCCGAUACGGCUGGAAAUGCUGGCUCAUGACCACAAGGAGUACUGCAAUUACGAGCCGGAGCUGUUUGCUGGGCUCGUCUACAGGUAUAAGCCGACGUCCAAGCUGAAAUCCGUCAUCUUAAUUUUCGUCUCUGGGAAGAUUAUCAUCACAGGGUGCAAGUCCGUUCAGAAGCUCUACACGGUGUUUGACGAUAUUUACAAUGUGCUCCUUCAGUAUAGGAGUUGA
Molecule: messenger RNA, 756 nt
Organism: Plasmodium inui San Antonio 1
Lineage: Eukaryota; Apicomplexa; Aconoidasida; Haemosporida; Plasmodiidae
Product: TATA-box-binding protein
Exons: 1
Coding region: 1-756 (251 amino acids)
Biological process (GO): DNA-templated transcription initiation
Molecular function (GO): DNA binding; RNA polymerase II general transcription initiation factor activity
Source: RefSeq, a predicted model, not a curated record